UCGUGGAACCCGGAAGUGUCCCGGCGGGCGUGGAGAGCGCAGCCCCUUUGACCCUCGGCGGCCCCUUUCUGUUGGGCUGACCCUGAAAAUGAGGGUCCCGACGGCGGGUGGCCCGGAGCUGCGCGGUUUGUGAGGCGCCUGGGAAGAGCGGCUUUUGACCGUGGAGGCUUGAUGCGAAAACGGACUCGGCGGGCAGAAGAAGAGCCGGAGGCUGCUUGGGCAGAGACUUAACUCGGGAGACAGAUGUGAAGACGCCAAGCAGGAACACGCAUCUGGACGCGUGUCAGGCUCGAAGGCAGCGGAGUGGGGGGAGGUUCAGCGGGAAAGAAGUGGGGGGGUCUCACCCCCCGGAGGUACGAAGCUGCAGCCUCUUGGACCUUCUCCGGGGAGGGGGCGACGCCGAAUUUCGGGGUCCGCGUGGAAAGCCCGUCCUUGAAAGGGUCUUGUGAAUAAAGGCACAAUGCUGGAAUCCUAUGUAACUCCUAUUCUAAUGAGUUAUGUGAAUCGUUACAUCAAGAAUUUGAAGCCCUCUGAUUUACAGUUGUCACUCUGGGGAGGAGAUGUAGUUCUCAGCAAACUUGAGCUAAAACUUGAUGUUCUUGAACAGGAGCUGAAAUUGCCAUUUACCUUUUUAAGUGGACACAUUCACGAAUUGCGUAUUCAUGUACCAUGGACAAAACUUGGUUCAGAACCAGUCGUGAUUACGAUCAAUACAAUGGAAUGCAUCUUGAAGUUAAAGGAUGGACUCCAGGAUGACCAUGAAAGUUGUGGUUCCAGUUCAACAAAUCGUAGUACUACAGAAGGUUCAAAAACGACAGUGAAACCAAGAAAAAUUCAACAGACUUCUCCUGACCCUGAUUUGCCACCAGGUUAUGUACAAAGUUUGAUUUGGCGGGUUAUAAACAACGUCAACAUCGUCAUUAAUAAUCUCAUACUCAAAUAUGUGGAGGACGAUAUUGUUCUUUCUGUUAAUAUUACUUCUGCAGAAUGUUACACAGUAGAUGAAUUUUGGGAUCGAGCCUUUAUGGAUAUAUCAGCAACUGACUUGGUACUAAGGAAAGUGAUAAACUUUUCUGAUUGUACAGUUUGCCUAGACAAGAGGAAUGCUAGUGGCAAAAUUGAAUUUUAUCAAGAUCCUCUGCUAUACAAGUGUUCGUUUAGAACUCGCUUGCACUUCACUUAUGAUAAUCUUAAUUCGAAGAUGCCAUCCAUUAUUAAAGUUCAUACUUUAGUUGAAAGUCUGAAGCUUUCUAUUACUGAUCAACAGCUUCCUAUGUUUAUCCGUAUAAUGCAGCUUGUAAUUUCACUGUACUAUGGAGAAAUUGGUAACUUUAAAGAUGGAGAAAGUGAAGACCCUGUUUGUCACACCAAGGAUAUCUUGGGUAAUAUCUCAGGUGCAGAAGACGAAAUAGGCAAAGACAUUUCUCCAGAAUUUUACAUUCCACAAGAUGAUGAUCAACAGCAAGGAUGGGUAUCGUGGGCCUGGUCGUUUGUACCAGCUAUUGUGAGCACUGAUAAUGAAGACACAGAUGAUAUUGGAAUGGAUGACGGAAUGAUGAACCAACAGAAAAGUCCAAUCAUUAAGGAUCCCAUUGUUUCCAUAGGAUUUUAUUGCACAAAGGCAACAAUCACUUUCAAACUUACUGAAAUGCAAGCUGAAAGUAGUUAUUACAGUCCACAGAAAGUAAAAUCCAAAGAAAUAAUUUGCUGGCAACAAGAAGGAACUACAAUUGAGGCCCUUAUGAGAGGAGAACCUUUCUUUAAUUGCCAGAUAGGAUUUGUUGGUUGCCAAGCUUUUUGCCUUAAAGGAAUUAUGGGAGUUAAAGAUUUUGAAGAGAACAAGAAUAGAAGUGAAUCAGAAGCAUGCUUUUUCCACUGUGGAGAAAAUCUCAGUACAAAAGGAAUGACAUAUCUUACCAAUUCACUAUUUGAUUAUAGAAGUCCUGAAAACAAUGGUGUCCGUGCAGAAUUCAUUUUGGAUGCAGCUGCUCAUAAGGAGAUGUACACAGAGAUAACAGGAAUGCAGAGGUUUGGGGCUUUCUACAUGGAUUAUCUGUACACAAUGGAGAGCACCAGUGGCAAAGGGUCUGGAAAUCAGCCAGAUGUAACUUCUGUGAAGAUUGAAGACUUCAGUGGUGUUCAGGAGAUGUCUACAAAAAGUCUAAUUAUAGGACCUCUCAGUCUUCGACUUGAUAGCAGUGCAGUGCACAGAAUUAUAAAAAUGAUUGUUUGUUCUCUGGAACAUGAAUAUGAACCUUAUAGCAAGUCUAAAUUAGAUUUUAUAGAAGGAGCCAAAGUUUUGCCAAGCACAGAAGAAGCUGCUGCCUUAGAGGAAUAUAUUCCAACUCGGAUCACAACCUUUACCAUUUUGAAAUGCACUGUCACUAUUCCUAUGGCUGAAUUCAACUUGCUUGCCCAUUUAUUGCCUGUCAUCAUGGGUCAAAAGAGUUCAAGCAGCUUCUUAACUACAACGAAUCUUCAGUUGCUACGGCCUCUGCCUUGCAUCCGAAUAUUGGUAGAUAAAAUGAUCUUGGAACAUUCAGUGCCAAUGAAUGCUGAUCAACUUGUGCAAUAUGUUAGCAGCCUUAAUCAACCAUCUGAUAAUUUACUUCACUAUUGCUAUAUGCACUGUUAUCUUAAGAUAUUUGGUUUUCAGGCGGGAUUGACAUCAUUGGAUAUUAAUGGAUCUUAUAGUUUACCAACUUCAGUAAUUCCUUCCUUCAGCACAGCUGUAUAUGGCAAAAUGCUUAAGCUACCUAAAUACUGGUCUAAGCGAUCUAAUACUGCAGUGAACGAAUUUAUAUUUGAACUUCCAACUUUGACAAUUCAGGCAACGAGAGCUCAGAAUUUUCUAAUGCAAACUAUUUGGCAGAGUUGGGUUUAUACUGGAAAUUCCAGUUCAUCAUUAGUGAAUGAAAGUUUAAUGAAUGAAGUCUUCCAAAUAUCAGGUGUGAAAACUAAGAAUCCUCAGCCGAGUCUUGAGGGUUCAAUCCAAAAUGUUGAAUUGAAGUACUGUAGCACAUUGCUGGUCAAAUGUGCCUCUGGAACCAUCGGAUCAAUAAAAAUUUGUGCCAAAGCCCCAGGUGAUGGCGGAAAGGAGAAGCGUAUCCCUUUAAUACAAGGUCCAUCCGAUACCAGAGAUCUACACAACAGCAAAUGGCUCAAGGAAAGCAGAAAGCCAGAAUCACUCUUUGCUCCAGAUUGGUUAGCUUUCACCAUUCAGAUCCCUCAGUGUAAGGAUUACAGCUUCAGUUCUGGAGCAGUGCUUUUGGCCAGCAUGCAGGGAUUAACAGUUAAUAUUGAUCCAGUUUUAUAUACUUGGCUCAUGUACCAACCUCAGAAACGGAGCAGCAGAUUGAUGCAGCAGGCCGCAUCUGUUUCUCUUGGGACACCCGUUACAAGGAAAAAAGAUGAUGACAUGUCAGUUGGGAGCACACCAUUGAUUAAGCAUCAGUCCAAUCAGGCUUCUGAAUAUGCCAGUAGCCCUAUAAAAACAAAAACUGUAACAGAAUCACGACCAUUAUCAGUACCCGUGAAAGCCAUGCUUAGUUCAGCUGAAAUGUGCAGCAAAAGUCCUGAAGAAAGAAUGAAAGAAUUUAUUAGUGUGGUAUGGAAUGCAGUUAAGUGCCUUACCCUUCAGAUGGAAGUGCAGUCAUGUUGCGUGUUCAUUCCCAAUGACAGCCUGCCAUCUCCCAGUACCAUCGUGUCUGGUGAUAUUCCUGGCACUGUCCGUAGUUGGUAUCAUGGGCAGACUAGCAUGCCUGGAACUCUUGUCAUUUGCUUACCCCUUCUAAAGAUUAUGAGUGCAGGGCACAAGUACAUGGAACCCCUCCAAGAGAUUCCCUUUGUUGUGCCAAGACCAAUACUUGAAGAAGGAGACGCUUUUCCUUGGACAAUCAGUCUGAAUUAUUUCAGCAUCUAUACGAUUCUCGGGCAGCAGUUGACUCUUAAUAUCAUAGAAACUGUUGGCUGCACUUCUACUCUGGCAGUUACUUCACAAGUGUUGCCCGCUGCAGGAUCAGAAUCCAGGCACUCAUUCGUUGUUUGUCUUCAUGUUGACCUUGAAUCACUUGAAGUAAAAUGCUCAAAUCCUCAGGUGCAACUGCUAUAUGAACUAACAGAUUUAAUGGAGAAAGUUUGGAAUAAGAUUCAUAAGAAGGGAAUUUUCCAUCAGUCUCUGGCACAUACAGAAUCUGUUUCAGGACCUGUACCACCUGUUUCACCUGUUAAAAGUAGUAUUGGGACUGCUCCACUGGAUGCCAGUACAUGUAGUCCAUCAGCUGACAUUGGGACAACUACAGAGGGUGAAUCCCUCCAAGGUGGUGAUGAUUCUCCAUUCUCAGACUCUGUUACCUUAGAGCAAACAACAAGCAAUAUUGGCAUCUCAAGCGGACGUGUGAGUUUAUGGAUGCAGUGGAUGUUGCCGAAGCUUACUGUAAAGUUAUUUGCACCAGAUCCAGAAAACAAAGGCACAGAGAUAUGUGUGGUUGGUGAGUUAGAAGAUCUCAGUGCCUCAGUAGAUGUACAAGAUGUCUACACUAAAGUAAAGUGUAAAAUAGAAAGUUUCAACAUUGACCACUACAGAAAUAGCUUUGGGGAAGAUUCUUGGUCUCUGGGGAAAUGUGGAGGUGUCUUCCUUUCCUGUACUGACAAGCUGAACAGACGUACAUUACUGGUUCGACCGGUCAGCAAGCAGGAUCCUUUCAGUAACUUCUCUGGCUUCUUUCCUUCUGCAACUGCAAAACUUUUGGAUGGCUCUCAUCAACAGCAUGGAUUUCUCUCUUUAACUUACACGAAAGCAGUCACAAAAAAUGUCCGUCACAAAUUGAUCUCAAGAAAUGAACGAAGAACUUUACAGAAAUUAUCUGAAAGUUUUACAGAUAGUUCUCCUCAUUUUCUUCAUGAGAUUCUUCUUUCAGCUCAGGCAUUUGAUGUUGUUUUAUGUUUUCCUUUCCUCAAUGCAAUUGCAAGUAUUUUUCAAACAAAUCUUCCAAAGAGUCAAAAAGAGAAAAUAAAAUCUCCAGGCCAGCCUAUGAGGUCCCAUAUUCUCACAUCUCGCAACUUGCCACUUAUUUAUGUCAAUACUGGAGUAAUCAGAAUCUUCUUCCCCAAAAUGGAAGAAGGACCAUGUAACACAGAAGAUAAGACAAACACGGAAGAUACUUUGGUACUGAAAAUUGGUUCUGUAUCAAUGGCUCCUCAGGCUGACAAUCCUCUUAGUAGAGUUGUGUUGAGGAAAGACAUUUAUCAGAGAGCACUGAAUUUGGGAGUUCUUCGAGAUCCUGGUUCAGAGGUUGAAGACAGACAGUACCAAAUAGACCUCCAGUCCAUCAACAUUGGUACUGCUCAGUGGGAACAGCUAAAGCCAGAGAAGGAAAAUGGUAAAAGCAGGGCUGUGCCAGAGAAUGAAAGGAAUUCUCAGAAUCCAGCACUUGAAUGGAAUAUGGCCAGUAGCAUAAAACACCAUCAAGAACGAAGAGCUAUUUUAACACCAAUUUUAACAGACUUUACUGUACGGGUAACUGCAGCUCCUGCCAUCAUUUUCACAAAAGUAAUUUCUCCAGAGAAUUUACACACAGAGGAAAUUUUAGUAUGUGGCCAUUCUUUGGAAGUGAAUAUGACAACAGGUCUGGAUUUCUUCCUCAGUGUUGCUCAAUUACAGCUCCUACAACAAUUAAUGCAGGAUAAUAUGUCUGGAUUGGAGCCUUCCAAUAAAGCUGCAGAGGUUUUCAAACAGGAACAGAAGAAGAUGGAUACAGCUGAUGGGGGUACAGCUGAAACAUCUUCACGUUAUAGUGGAGCCCAGGACAGUGGCAUUGGCAGUGACAGUGUUAAAAUCAGAAUAGUCCAAAUAGAACAACAUAGCGGCACCAGCCAACAUCGCAUUGCCCAACCUUCCCGACAGUCUUCUAUAGUGAAGAACCUGAACUUUAUUCCAUUUGACAUUUUUAUUACUGCCAGCCGAUUCUCCUUCAUGACUUAUUCAUGUACUACUUUACUUAAAUCAAAAUCACAGGAAGAUCAAAAAGAGGGUGAAAAAACCAUCAAAAGUUCAUUAAACCUUCCAGAAGCAGUUGAUGAGUGCAAGAAAUCUGACAAAGCAGGUUUUUCAUCAGUAACAGCAGAUGAUCUUCUAAAUUGCAACAGUUCAUUGCCCUCUGGGAAAAAAUCAGGUCUUAUAUCUUUGGAAAGUCUUCAUGCUUCUACAAGAUCAUCUGCUAGACAAGCCUUGGGAGUAACUAUUGUCCGGCAGCCUGGUCGCAGAGGAACUGGAGACUUGCAGUUAGAGCCAUUUUUGCACCUGGUUGUAUCGCAACCAUCUUUUAUCUUAAGCUGUCAUCAUAGAAAACAAAGAGUGGAAAUAUCUGUGUUUGAUGCUGUCCUCAAAGGUGUCGCAUCAGAUUACAAGUGUACAGAUCCUGGAAAAACUCUCCCAGAGACACUUGACUACUGUAAGACCUGGUUACAGACAGUAGCAGGGGAAAUAGAUGCUAAAAGUGGUAUUCCACCUCCUCUCAUAACAUUGAAGAUUAAAGACUUCCUCAAUGGCCCAGCCAACAUAAAUGUGGAUAUAUCAAAGCCUCUGAAAGCCAAUAUCAGUUUUGCCAAGCUAGAUCAAAUAAAACAAUUUCUGAAAAAGCUAAGGCAAAAGAAUGGUUAUGAGACCCAGGAGGAAAAUGUUUCAGCAACUGAUAGUGUUCCAAACAAGGAUGACACAUAUACAUCCCAGUGUUGCAAAAAUAAGAUUUCCAACUCUGAAGAUCAUAGUUAUGGAGGGGAAAAAGCUUCACCACAAGAAAAUCUAUGGAUGAGCAUUUCCUGUUGUCAGCAAUUUUCUAUCCAUACUACUCAGAUUAUGGUUUCUGUGGAAACUUGCCCAAAUCCCUAUAAACCUCGCCUGUUGGUAUCUUUAUCCAACCUCAGUGGAAAUUUAAAUGUCAAAGUCAACUGUAAGAAUAAAGGUAUAAUUAAUAAAUCAUCACUUACCCUUGACAUCAAUGAUUUCCUUGUCAAGACAAGUCUUCAGGAGAAAAGCAGGACUCUGGUUGGACCUAUGUGCGGUUCUGUCACCAUAGAAGCCAAAUGGUGUAAACAUAGCGGGAAUCCUGGUCCCGAACUGGUUACUCCAAAAGUCUGUAUUGAUAUAAGAGGCGGACUGAUUCAGGUUUUUUGGGGACAGGAACAUUUGAACUGCUUAGUUCUUCUUAAUGAACUUCUGCAAACUUACCUUGUUCAAGAAGACAAGAUACAAGGACAAAUGACCAGUCAGAUAUAUCCAGUACAAUUUUCAAUGGAGAAGAACCAGAUUUCUAAAACAGAACAUACUUCAGAUGAUCUACGAACAGGCUUAUUCCAGUAUAUACAAGAUACAGAUACACAAAAACUACCAGGUGCCUAUGAAGUUGUGUUUUACAAUGAAACCGAGGAUGAUCCAGGAAUGAUGUUAUGGAGAUAUCCAGAGCCCAGAGUACUCACCCUUGUGAGAAUCACCCCAGUUCCUUUUAACACCACUGAAGAUCCAGAUAUUAGCACUGCAGAUCUUGGAGAUGUACUUCAGAUCCCCUGCAGUUUGGAAUACUGGGAUGAGCUCCAGAAGUCAUUUGUUGCUUUCAGAGAGUUCAGCUUAUCGGAAAGCAAAGUUUGUGAGUUGACCCUGCCAAAUAUCAACUUAAUAACUGAUCCAAAAGAGUUUAUAGCUUCAGAUCUUUGGAGAAUUGUUCUGAACAGCAACCAGAAUUCAGGGGAUGACCAAAGUUCAGAAAGCGAAUCAGGUUCCCAGAGUGCAUCUGAUCAGUUUGUGACUCCUACUGCCCUAGCAGCCUGUACGAGGGUAGAUUCAUGCUUCACUCCCUGGUACGUGCCUGCCCUGGGGGUUUCAGUUCAGUUUGGUCAUGCCGAACUUCAUCUUUGUCACCAUCUGGAUCAGCUGGGCAGAGAGCCACCAAAGUUUCUACAUCCAUUUAUCUCUGAUAAAAAUGUGCCAUCUGAAUUACAAUAUUCAAUCAUCUCUUUUGAAGAACCUCAUACCUAUUUCAGGCAAUGGAGUGAUGGAUCCGUCUUCAGAGACAUGCAGUUAUCCACUAGAAUUGAUUGUAAACUUUUGGAAUGUAGAAAUCUAACUAAGCAAACUGUUGCAAAACCAUUUGGUGUAUUGGGGCAGCUUUCUGUUUCUGGAAAUUCCAUGGAAAAGAUUUUGGAUGGAAGUAUGGUAAUGGAUCCUGUAUUCAUCAGCUUUGGCCAACAUACCAUCCACUCUCUGCAUAAAACCCUUCAGGCUUGGCAACAGAAUCAAUGUCCUGAGGCAGAACAGCUAGUCUUUAGCCACUUUGUAAUCUGUAAUGACACACAGGAGACGCUGCGGUUUGGCCAGGUAGACACAGAUGAAAAUGUUUUGCUGGAGAGUCUUCAUAGUCACCAGUAUAGCUGGCGCUCUCACAAGUCCCCACAGCUGCUACAUAUUUGUAUUGAAGGUUGGGGAAACUGGCGGUGGUCUGAGCCAUUUAGUGUAGAUAAUGCAGGAACAUUUAUCAGAACUAUUCAGUAUAAGGGAAGGACAGCUUCGCUUAUUAUCAAGAUUCAGCAGCUCAGUGGAAUACAAAAACAAAUAAUUAUUUGUGGAAGACAAAUUGUAUGUAGUUAUCUAUCUGAAAGCAUUGAAUUGAAAGUUGUUCAACAUUAUAUUGGGCAUGAUGGACAAGCUGUUGUAAAAGAACAUUUUGAUUGCCUUGAACCCAAGCAAAAACUACCAUCAUAUGUUCUAGAAAAUAAUGAGUUGACAGAAUUGAGUGUAAAAGCUAAAGGGGACGAAGAUUGGUCAAGAGAUGUAUCACUUGAGUCACAGCUGACAGAAUAUAGCACAGUCAUCCAGGUGCCAUCAUCAAAUAGUUCUAUUAUUUAUGUAUGGUGCAUGGUUUUGACAUUAGAGGCCCAGUCACAAGUCCAACAAAGAAUUAUUGUUUUCAGCCCUCUUUUUAUCAUAAGGAGCCAUCUUCCAGAUCCCAUCAUCAUACAUUUACAGAAAAGAAACCUGGGUCUGAGUGAAAUGCAGAUAAUUCCUGGAAAAGGACAAGAAAAAACUCUGCAAAAUAUAGAACCAGAUCUAAUCCAUCACUUAACCUUCCAAGCCAGGGAAGAAGAUAAUCCCUCAGAAUGUGCAGUGCCUAUUUCAACAGCACUUAUUAAACAGAUAGCCACCAAAUCGAAUACAAAUGGCACCAUACAUGAAAUACUUAACGAUUUUUAUGGGUGCAGCAGCUCGCCUCAAUCUAUCUGGCCUUACACAAAGAAGGAUUUUGCCAGCAGUGAACAGCUCACUCAGUGGGAUAGCCCCAUGCGCGUGAAGCUGUCGGUGUGGAAGCCAUGUGUGAAAACGCUGCUGAUAGAACUCCUGCCAUGGGCUCUGCUGAUCAAUCAGUCCAAGUGGGAUCUUUGGCUAUUUGAAGGAGAAAGGAUUGUUCUGCAGAUUCCCACUGGGAAAACAAUGAUACCACCAAACUUCCAGGAAGCUUUUCAAAUUGGAAUAUAUUGGGCAAACAGUAAUACUGUGCACAAGUCAGUCGCUAUUAAGCUGGUUCACAACAUGACAUCUCCAAAAUGGAAGGAUGGUGACAAUGAGGAGGUGGUAACAUUGGAUGAAGAAGGGUUUGUGGAAGCAGAAAUCAGACUUGGAGCUUUUCCAGGUCAUCAAAAGUUGUGUCAGUUCUGCAUUUCUUCCAUUGUUCGACGUGGUAUUCAAAUUCUGCAGAUUGAAGACAAGAGUAUAAUUGUGAAUAACACCCCAUUCCAAAUCAGUUGCUGGCCGCUGUUCUCUGCUAUGAAUUCCCAGAUCAGGGAAGAGUUUUUACCAUCUCCAGACAGCAGAAUAUUUAGUGUUGGUUCUGCUACAGAGUCAGAUGCUGCUGAAGCUUGUUCUGUGCUUUACUGGGACUUGAUGCCUGACAUGAGCCAAUUAAUUUCUGAGGAGCUUCCCAUUCAGAAGUAUAUGUUGCUAAGCUUCAAACACAACACAAAUGGUCCUGACACUCCAUGCUGGAGCUUACCAGCUGUCAUUAGACAGGAAUUCCCAAGGCAGAGCAUAGCUGUACCUGUCGGUAAUAGAGAUGAAAAGGGAUUCCAUACCAGAGCUAUAGCACUGACUUACCAGGAACAUCUUGGGGUGACAUAUUUAACUCUAUCAGAAGAUCCUAGCCCUCGCAUAAUUAUCCACAACAGGUGCCCUGUCUCACUGCUUUUGAAAGAAAACAUCAAAGACACACCAAAGUUUGCUAUUUACUGCAAGCAUAUUCCAGCUGAAAGUGCAGUACACCACGAACUUUAUCAUCAGAUUGCCAGCUAUCCAGAUUGCAAAACCAGAGAAUUGGUCCCUAGCAUUCUUUUAAAAGUUGUAUCAUCGGAGGAACAGGCAAAUGAAUGGAGUGAUUCUGUUGACAUUAAUAACCAAGGAACGCAGAUUGUAUUUUUAACUGGGUUUGGCUACCUUUAUGUGGAUAUUGCUCAUCAAUGCGGAACAGUAAUAAUCACUUUAGCACCUGAAGGAAAGCCAGGACACCAAGACAGUUUGAUCAGAAGCCAGGAGCAAAGCCUUGUGUUUAAGUUGUUUAUUAACCAGCUGAGCCUCACAGUAUAUGAUGACAUCACAAAUCCUAAAGUAUCAUCAGAACUUCUGAGAUUCACAAUAGACUACAUUUAUCUAAAUAUGGUUCCAGUUGCUAGCUACCUUAGACCUCUCUUUCACAAAUUUCAAGAAGAGACCACCAGUGGCCUUCAGCAGUUUUAUACCCUCCAGAUCUACUGUGGAGACUUUCAGCUGGACAAUCAGCUUUACAACAAGUCCAAUUUUCAUUUUCCAGUGGUGUUGUGCCAGGGAGAAAAAAAUGAAAACGUUCAGUGGGCUAAAGUCCAUAACCUUACACUUUCCAGUAAAGACCUGGAAGAAUGUAACCAGAAUGCAUUUGUAAAACUUUGCAUCACUUUGUCAAAAGAGCAGAAUUUAUUAUUUCAUGCAAAUGACCUCAAUUUUGAAUUGAAACCAGCCAGGCUGUAUGUGGAAGACACCUUUGUGUAUUACAUUAAGACUUUAUUUGAGACCUAUCUUCCAGACAGCAAAAGCGUUUGUCGUUCUGCAAAAGCAUUAACUGUUAGCCAGGCACUGCCAGAACAGGUGAGGCAACACACGAACGCUUUAGUCAAUCCAGUGAAGUUAAGGAAGCUGGCCAUCCAGCCAGUAAACCUCUUGGUGAGCAUCCAUGCUUCGCUGAAGAUCUAUAUUGCUUCGGAUCACACUCCUCUCUCCUUUUCUGUGUUCGAACGAGGACCCCUUUUUACAACUGCCAGGCAACUUAUUCAUGCCCUAGCCAUGCAUUAUGCUGCAGGAGCAUUAUUUCGAGCAGGAUGGGUUGUUGGAUCUCUGGAAAUUCUCGGCAGCCCAGCCAGUUUGGUGAGAAGCGUUGGGAAUGGGAUUGCAGACUUCUUCAGGCUUCCUUAUGAAGGCCUCACCCGUGGUCCAGGAGCCUUUGUUAGUGGGGUUUCCAGAGGAACCACAUCAUUUGUAAAGCACAUAUCCAAAGGUACACUAACAUCCAUUACCAACCUAGCAACAAGCCUGGCACGAAAUAUGGAUAGGCUUUCCUUGGACGAGGAGCAUUACAAUCGGCAAGAAGAAUGGAGAAGGCAGCUGCCAGAAAAUCUGGGAGAAGGACUAAGACAAGGCCUUUCCCGGUUGGGCAUCAGCCUUCUGGGUGCAAUUGCUGGGAUUGUAGAUCAGCCAAUGCAGAACUUCCAGAAAACAUCGGAAGCCCAGGCUUCAGCGGGACUCAAAGCCAAAGGCGUGAUCUCUGGUGUGGGGAAAGGAAUCAUGGGAGUUUUUGCUAAGCCUAUUGGAGGAGCAGCUGAGUUAGUCUCCCAGACUGGCUAUGGUAUUUUGCAUGGAGCUGGACUUUCCCAGCACCCUAAACAGCGAUGUCCUCCGAGCGAUCAACAUGCUGAACAGGCACCAAACAGCCACGUCAAAUAUGUCUGGAAAAUGCUUCAGUCACUGGGGAGACCAGAGGUCCACAUGGCCCUGGAUGUGAUAAUUGUGAGUGGAUCAGGCCAAGAACACGAAGGAUGUUUACUCCUUACUUCAGAAGUGCUGUUUGUGGUUAGCAUUGAUGAAGACACACAGCAACAGGCAUUCCCAGUGACAGAAAUUGAGUGCCUGCUAGACCGUAAACAAAGCAAUAUGUUGAAGGUGCAGCUCAAACAGCAGAGAGUGUCUUGUGAUCUAGAGGCUGAUGGAAACAGAGAGAGACUGUCCGAACAGCAGUACAACAGACUUGUUGACUACAUUACAAAAGCAUCCUAUCACUUGGUUACUGUCCCUGUGUCUGUACAAAACACAGCACCUCUCAUAGCUGCAGAACUAGUUCCAGCAACAGUAAAGACUCAUCAAUACCUGGUUAAUCCCAUUUUUGCUCAUGUAUUCAUCAGCAAAUUUACUAUGGUAAAAAAUAAAGCUUUGAGUAGAGGAUUUAACUGAAAACGCUCUGCUGAAAUGUUUCCAGAUUUAAAGUACUGUUCUAUGCAGUUGCCUAAUAAGAACUUUACAUUUCACAUCACAUGAAAACAGAUGAGUUUAAACUUAAGUGUGCUGGGAUAUUGAAUUAGCACAUUAAAAAGAAGAGUCUAUUUUGCACUCAGUACAUUUGAGUUGAAUUAUGUAGUCUGCUUUAUGAGACAAAAUUAUGUAUAUACAUUGUAAAAUAAACUGUCAGGAAACAGAAAUUGGCAACCUUGUAAGAUGAGAGUGAAAAUCUUUAUUUUCUUUUUAAUUGGAAGUCUAAUAUAUAAAGAUUGACAGAAUGCACAGAAUGAACAUUAUAAUGUUCUUGUCUUUCUCUUCAUUUUCUAAAGAGGUGCCAGUUAAUAUAAGCAAGGUUUAGAACUUAGCUUUAAAGACUUGCUCAGGGCUGAAAUUUGUACUGCAACUGGCCCAACCUAUAGCAAAAUUAUUCUUUCUAUUCAGUUUGGAAGUACUUAGGUGUGCUAAGUGAAUUGUGAUAACCUAGGGUUCCAGACCAUUCUGUUAAUCUUCACUGACUGAGAUUGUGCCUUUGUUUAGUUUGAAGAACAAGUUGGUGACAACACUAAUUUAUGAUAUUUUUUGUCUAUCAUAAAAGAUAGCAAUGUUUUCUGAAGAUUGUUGAAUGUAUCUGCUAUUGCAAUUCUUUAACAAUGUAUAAUUAUGCAAGAGUUCUCAUGGACUAUUAAUGAGGGACCAGUAACUUGCAUUAUAUAAAGCUUUACAACUUUUGUUUAGCCAAGGAUACCAAAAAUGAGAAGAUAAUUUAAAUCAUCAGCUGAUUCAAGAUGCAUUACUCAAAGUAUGUUCCAUUGAGAUACAUCCAAGCAACAUAACAAUUGCUACAUUGGUUGUAUUAAUUAAUACAUUUUCAUUUUGAUCAACAUCAAACUUGAGCACCACAGCAAACACAAUUUGGGUUCCCAUAAUUCCAAGUCAUGCAGUUAUAAUUGAAACAAUUCUGGGUAGAUGCCAGCAUAGGGAAGGCUCAUCUAAAUACAUGAUUGACUUGAAGCCUAUAUAGCCAUGUUUAAGAAGUAUACAUAACCCGAACUCAUAUUUGUCUCACAGUUUUCUCUAAAAUAAGAGAUUCAGUGCAUCACUGAAAAUGCUAUUUAAUACUAUGAGAUGUAGUUUCCUCUAAAAGCAUGUGAAUUUUUAACUGAGAAAGUUAGUAGUCAGAGUAUCAGCUCUCAUAUAGCUCUGUUACCCACUGUCAUCCGAAGUUAAACCCAUAUAUCCACUGGAAAGGACUCAGUAAACCAUAAAACUUGUGCCUGGUUUCAUUACUGCUAUAGUAUUCAGCAGUUACGCUUGCACCAGAAGGUUAACUGGCACAUUCUUAAGAAAAGUAUAUACUUGUGACAUAGAACUCUACACUAAACCAUCAAUCCAGGAAAAGUAAAAUUCAUGUAUGUAUGGCCAAACCAUUUUAAACCAUACAGCUGUGUUACUGGAUCAGUUAUCAGAUUUCUCAUUUCCUGUGUAGAUCUAAUUUUUCAAAGACCUCUAAUAUGUUAAUAGUGGAUGUUUUUAAAUGUAUCUUUUCCAUAGAUUUUCCAACAUCUGUUUCCAACUUCGAACUGUAGAAGAAUCACCAGCAUAAAAUAGCUAUUAGAUUUAAAUAGAUUGAACUGUGAUCAGCAGGUUAUAAUUUCAAAAAGUGUGAUUUUCUCUGGGCUCUUAGCUAUUUAUUUUUAUUUAACACUUUUGGUCCUAAAUAUUUUUUUCUUUUCCUCUCCACUCCAAUACCCUGCUCAGCUUUUUAAGGCAAGAACUCAACAUUAAUCUGUACAAGGCCAAUCUGCACUACAAAACUAUGUUGAAGCUAGGUACUGAAUUUAAACUGUUUUAGCCAAUUUUCACUGUUUCCAGUACAUUUCUAGGCAGAGAUUUUGAAAGCUCUUUUGAUUUUGUCAUAUAUCUUAUGUGUUCCAUUUUUAAAAUAUUCAGCUUUUGAAAACUGGGUUUAUCCUAAGUACAAACGAGAUACAGCCUUCGUUAAAUGUUUUUAAGUUAUUUGUUAGUCCUUGUUUAUUUACACUGCUUUAAAAUAUUGUAUUUUAUAAUUGAAUCUUUCAUGAGAAAUAAAGAGUUAUAUUGCCA
Messenger RNA from Pantherophis guttatus, 14665 nucleotides. It is a transcript of the gene VPS13B, whose product is annotated as vacuolar protein sorting 13 homolog B. The record is from RefSeq and is a predicted model, not a curated record. Lineage: Eukaryota; Metazoa; Chordata; Lepidosauria; Squamata; Colubridae.